CCCGCCUUUUAUAUGCGCUGCGCUACUGUGUGACAUGCUUUUCCAGAUUAAUUCUGACUUCGUAUCUGAAUCUUUUAAGACUGCCUUUCGCGAUUGUUACUGUGAGAAGUACGCUCAAGAAUUCGUCACAAAUGAAAGUUUACUGAGACAUAUCCCUUUUACCUUUGCAAAGUUCAACAACUUCGUGCAGUUUAGACAGGAGGUGGCAGAAACUAUGGACACGAAACAGUUGAUUCAAUUAGUAGAGGAGGAAGUUGAACAGCUACCUUUUGCACGAAGAGGAAACGAUCUUUUUGCGUUCUCUCAAAGUUGUGAUGUUAUAAAUUUGUGUCCAAACGAGAAUUCUUCUAAUACUUCCAAGUUUCCUUUACUUGUAAGCUUCAGGUAAGUACAUCAAAUGUUUUAUAUUCACCAAACAUUUUUUGUGUAUUGUUGUUCAUAACCCUGAAAUUCGGUACAUCAGAGAAUGUCAAGAACAAAGCCCAUGCAUUAAACGAAUCAAUCCACAUAAGUAAUAUUUAUUGAAAGACAUGCUGCAAAUCGGAUAAUGAUCAACGUAGAUCCAUAUAGAAAGCCACAACGAAAUCUCGACUGGCUUCCAUUCUGAGCCACGUCUCAACGUUCACAGCUUUGGUUGCAUUGUUUUUCAGAACACCCAACGAGACAAGAUUCAUGUACAACUACGUUCCAUUCUACAGCAUUGUCAUAACUAGAUGAUCGGUCUUGAGCUGUUAUGAUUUCCCUUACUACAACCGAGCUACUCUUAUUGCUUCGUAUUCUUGAACUCGAAAAGUCACAAAAUCAGAACACGGUUGAACUGGGACGUAAUUAUAUUCCGAAUAACAUGGGUGGAUGGAAGCGGGAAUCACAAUAUGAAAAACGUUAGUUUUUUUAUAAUUUUUACAUAAGAAGAUUCUUGAGUCUUCUCCAAAUAUCCGGUAGCACUGAUUGGUUGUGAAGUAUCAAUUCGAUAUGCCCCAACUCAAUCCUACACGGAACAUGCUUUAAUCUAAUCUAUACUCUGCUAACACGAGGUGAUGCUACUACCUCUUUGCUCUUAUUCGAAGUAAGUAGAGUAUAUUCAGAAACCUUAACUUAGUAACCUGCAGGUGAUCGGCAUGUCAUAAACUGGCCACCACUCCACUUUCCCCAUUUAUCUUAAUAUUUUGUAACACAUUGCGAAAAAUUGUCACCUGGAUUUUCAAAACGCACGUCUCUCCAGGUAUUAGAUCCACACCGAUUUCUUUCUCCAUACAUAUUUCUAUGAUGUCGGGAUUAAGUAGCCCUGUCUAACCCAACCGAAUUAUAAAAAUAAAGUGGUGUAUCCUCCCAUAACUUGAGGUAAUCCAUUUACUGGCAGAGAGAACAGUCCUAUCCAAUGAAUUACUUAAAACCCUUAUAGGAAAAAACGACAAAGAUUGGCUAUUUCGUUCUCAGUCAGUCUUUCAUGCUUUUAGCUCAAUCUCUGGAGUAUUAUAAUAAACAAAAUUUUGUUUGCAGUAGGUAUCUGUUUUAUACUCUGACAGUCAUUAUAUGGACUCGUCAGCUGGAUGUACCUGCAUCUCAGAGUUGAUGUUCACUCUGGGACUCGAACUCAGUACCGUUCGCUUCAAACGCCAUUGUGUUAUCCACUUAGCUACUGAGUCCUGAUAGCCACUUGCUUGUUCAGUGGGGUAAAGUUUAAUUCGCUUGAUAUUGUUUUACUUGAUUCUUCCCAUUGAUGUUUUAGGACUGAAAUUGAUCAGUCUCUUAUUGGCAUAUGUGCAUACUGUGCGUAUGCCUCGAUAUUGCUUUAAUUUACAAGCAUUUUUAGCAAACAGGACGAAACGCGCGUCCUGGAUUCCACCGCUAGCCACUAUCCAUCUGAUUCGAUGACCGCGUUAUGGAAGAGCUAUCCGUAACUUCGAUAUCCAUCGAAAAUUCUACCCAAACAUAUCUUAAGUAAAACUAUAAUGAAAUUGCCAACAACGCCGAAAAAAGUUUCCUUCUUGAAAUCUUAGACCAUAUAUUACAGUAAAAUCUUGGCACGUCGUCUAAAAACUUGGAGAAUAAUAUUCAAUGUUACAAGAUUAGUUUCUUCGCUUUCUAACUAUUGAAUAUUGAUUUCACAAAAUCAGGAUAAGUCGUCGGAUUCUGUCACUCUGAUGUGUGUUUACCCAUUCAAAUGCUUGUAGAGAGCCCGUUACAUUGGACGUAAAACCAUCCUUUGCAAAGGAUAAAGAAUUAUAAGAAACUCCCUCCUUACAUGCUGAGUCGAUAUGGGCUAUCAUAUCAGUAUGGAUAUGAUAUUCAAUCUAAUCCCAUCCAACUUACUCUACUGCUCUAAGUAUUUCCUCUUAAACACAUCUCAAUAAAUAAAGAUACACUUGAGUAGAUCUAAUCUUUAGAUCCACAAAAAAGUUUUAUAUGUUCUCCCUAUUUAACCUAUCUAAAUAAUUUCUAAUUUACCCUUUCAUUUUUUAUCUUUUGCCAUGUGAUUAUAUCUAGUUAUUAACUAAUUAUGAUUUCGAACUUGACGUUAUAAUUCAAAUACGGUUUAGUGCUUUAAAUGUGCUUCAAGUGGUCUAUCAUUUUUCUAAAAAAACGUGAUAUAUUAGUUAUUAGUCCCUAUGUGAAUGAAUUCUGUGUUGGUCAAUGAUGUAUAUCCACUGUUGACACUAUGUUAUUGAUGUUAACGAGUUCCUCGGAAUUCCAAAAUUAAAAAAGAUCACUCAGUAUUUUCUUGUUGUUGUUGUUGUCAAUAUAUAUAUUCUUUAUUUAGAACAUUUUUGCUGAACUGUGUUCUUCCUUGGUUGAAAGACAUAACUGGUAUUCCACUUUAUGAAAAUAAAGUUGAUUUAACUUCUUCACUUUACAAACAUGGAGAUUAUCUUCUCUGCCAUGAUGAUAAACUGGACGGUCGUCGAGUGGCGUUUAUUUGGUAUCUAGUUCCGGAUAGUUGGGACAGUCAAAUAGAUGGAGGCGAACUACAGUUGUUUGAAAGUCAGCCAAUCACCGAUGACGGUAAUGACGAAAAUUUUUUUCCAACUAAAAUUUCCACAACGAUACCUCCUAAACGCAAUAUGUUCAUGUUUUUUGAAGUAUCACCUCGAUCAUUUCACCAGGUUGCAGAAGUAUUUGGUCAUUCUAAGCGUUUAUCAUUACAUGGAUGGUUUCAUGGGCCAAGUCUAUGGACUGUAGAUAAUAAUAUAAUGCCAUCCGUUGAGAAAAUUUCUCCUAUACACAUAGAGGAAGAACUAGUUUAUCAAUGGAUUAAUCCAGUCUAUUUUGAUACGGAACAACUAAGCAAGAUUCGACGAAAAUUUUGUCGGUCAUCAGAGAUUCAGUUAACUAACUUUAUAAAAGUAAGUUCUACUAAGAUAUAUGAAACGUGCUCUUUGUAGGAUGGGACAAGAUAUGACUUGAUUUGUGAGUAUGAAUAUUAGAGAAACUGUCGAGUAUAACUACUCUCUAUUAAUUUUGCUAAUAUACUCAGUUGUAUUAUUCAUAAUAGGUUAGGAGAAAUCAGUCUCUAAAAUAUAUUGAAAUCAUUUAAAAGGGAAUAAUAUUUUCAAUAAUGAUUAUUAGAUCACUUCAACGAGCUCCACCAAUAUAAUACUUGAAUCGUAUAUAAAGUGGUCUGUGUCUGCUGCUUUGAUACCCGGUGGUUCAAGUGUGGCUGGUUUAUUCAAGUGCUCUACCUAGCUAUUCCACUAUUCUCGAAAGUCGAUGGUUGACUCUCGUUCUUUAUUCGUGACUGGUCACUUUACUAUACUACAUUUCUCCACAAGCCUGUUGGUUGUAGUAUAUAGUUCUCGUAUUUCAUUCUCUUGAGACUUGUUCUGUUGUAGUUUUUAGGUUUUCCAGUGCUCUUGUUCAUUCAUUUAUUUGCUUCUGUAUAUAGGUCUUGUUGAUUGCUGUUUUCCUGUUUAUCCUUUCUUCAAUAUUGCUCAAAGUGUCUACAAAGAUCCAUCAUUUAUCCUGGUCUUUAACUUUUCUUCUUACUGUAGUUUUUUUAAUACAUUUCACUGUUGGUUUAUUUCUUCGACUAAUUAGCUGCAUAUCUGUUGGGAUAUUCAGGAAAAUAUCCCAAAAAUUAUCCUGUUAAGCCUAAUGCUAUCCUUGGACAUGAAAUGGUAUCAUCUU
This is a messenger RNA of Schistosoma haematobium, 4125 nucleotides long. RefSeq names its product Prolyl 3-hydroxylase ogfod1. Bases 3063 to 3383 code for a protein of 106 amino acids. Gene Ontology annotation, biological process: peptidyl-proline hydroxylation; regulation of translational termination. The record is from RefSeq and is a predicted model, not a curated record. The transcript has 7 exons. Gene Ontology annotation, molecular function: peptidyl-proline dioxygenase activity. NCBI's taxonomy places the organism in Eukaryota, Metazoa, Platyhelminthes, Trematoda, Strigeidida, Schistosomatidae. Gene Ontology annotation, cellular component: cytoplasm.